AUGGUACCAAGCACGGCGCGCACUGGCCCUCUGGGGAGCCCGCAGUUAAGAAAAUCUGCUACACUCUUCCACUGCGUAUCCUACGGUGCCCCCGGCCGCAACGGCAACAAGAAUUGCGACCAGGGCUGCCUGAGCGCAUCUGUGUUACUAGAGGGCCGUUGUGAGGUGCAGAGCCAAGUUCCAAUAAUCUCUGGGUGCUUCUUGGUGAAGGUUCUGGGUCUCGCGGGCCUCGCACGAAUGCCGCAUGAGCGGAAAGGGCUCAAACGCCCGCUGCCCUGCAGCGACACAACCUCAACGUCGGGCUGCCCGUCGCCAUCACCUUGCUCCAGCGUUGCCUCUCGGCCUCGCGACGAUGCUGCUGUAGGCGCAGGCACGGAAGAACGGCCUCCACCGCGAUGGCACAAUCGAUGCACACGCAGGCCGCAGCGGCAACUUCGGCAGGGGACAUCUUCGCAGCAGCAGCAGCAGCAGCAGCAGCAGCAACAGCAGCAACAGCGAUGCCGCGUCCAACACGCGGCCGACAAGGUCUGCGGCUCUUGCCGACGAAAGAAUAACACCUCCGCCGCCGCACCCAGUAGCCUUCGCCUCGCCGGGGUAGUCGGCAUCCACGUCCUAGGCUUCAUGGCCUGCCCCUGUCAAGGUUUCACGCCGCCAAGCCUUAGCACUGGCAUCACUCCCCCCUUAGCAGCGGACGGGCAGCAAAGUAGAUUGAACACCCCGGACUUCGAAAUGCGGUCGGGUGUUGUCGACAGUGACAUCAGCGCCCGGGGAUUGGUCCCGAGCCUGAGCGUGGGCGCCGCAGCAGGCGGUAGCCUGAGGGCAGCGAAGGGCCGGCGAAGACAUAGGGGGGGUAGCAGAAGAUUCGGGAGUGGGCUAGAGGGGGACGGCGAUGCUUCCGGGGUUUGCCGCGCGACGCGACUGCCAAGCGCGGAGGAAGGCCCGCCGAUCGGCCUGCUGUACGACAGGGGGCUGUUGGAGGCAAGCGCUGCUGCCCAGGGCGCUGACAACACCAACAGCAACAACAAGAGCAGAUCUCGAGACGGUGUCGACAGUGCUAACGGCGGCGUUGACGAUAGCGGCGGCGAGGCAGUGGCAGCGGCCAAGGGCAGUGCGAUGGGGACGGGCGGGGGAGGAGGCGAAGAGGGAGGCAGGUCUGCUGCUCCUGCUGCGUCUGCCCCUCCUGUAGCUCCCGCGGUGGAGAUGGUCCGUGUUGAGUCCACGGCCUUGCAGGCCGAGAACAGUAUCGCGCAAGACGCGACGGACACGCAAUGGGGGAAUGUCGUCGGUGGAACGGGAGCGACGUCGGGGGCAGCUGCUGCACAAGCAGCAGCAGCAGCUGGUGGGUUGUCCAGGGGCGAGGUCGCAGCGCCAGCCCCCCCUGCCAGGCGCAAGAAAUGGUCGGGAAAAGGGUGGCUGGUUUCGAGGGCAAAGGAAGAAGCGGAGGGAAGGACGAAAUCACAGAACCGAGCGGAGGCCACGGACGCGGGGCUAUCGUCCAUGGCAGUGGACGACGACGAGGGGACUUCGAUGGUGCCAGCCGUGGCUGCGGUGGAAACCGACCGGGAUGCUUGUCUGAAGGAUACAGACCUCGUCAACGGUAAGGAUCGGGGGAGGAGGGAGGUUGAUACGAGGAACAACCUUGCUGUAGCUGGAGCGGACCCUAGCGAUCGGAGUGAUGACAGCGACAACGAUAGUAGUAGGGCGGUUGUAGUGGAGCCACCAGCGUCGUCUUCUACCUCUGCUGCUAUAACUGCUGCUGCUGCUGUUGCUGCUGCGACGAGUCUGCCAUCUGUGGAUGAGAAGAGGGAGGGAGAGGACGCAACAUCACUAGCGAACGCUGCUGCUGCUGCUGCUGCUGCUGCUGCUGCUGCUGCUGCUGCGGGCGGGGGCACCGAGUCGCUGCUUGCCGACGAGGAGGACACGUCAACGGGGUUGGGGGACACUGGAGGAGGCGUUUGCGCUACGGCGAAAGAGGAGCUGGCCCUCUACCUUCUCGAGGCGGGCGCGACCGACGAUCUGGUGGCGAUAGCGACCGCGGCGCUGUUUGCCGCCGAGCCGCGCUGUUCGCUGACGGAGGGUACGUGGAAGCGGUGGCGGCAGAACUUGGACGGGUUAAGAUCGAAGGGGUUUUCAGCGGCUGACGUGUGCAACAUGCUGGCGCUGUGCCCGCAGCUGCUGGCGCUGGAUUUCGAGGGUCAGGUGGUGCCAACGAUGGAGCUGCUGCGGCAGCUGGGAAUGCGGCCAACGGAUGUGCGUCGCGUGAUCAGGAAGGCGCCGGAGGUGUUGGCUCCACGGCCGGAUGGGAGCACAGCUGCGGAAGCUGUAGACGUGCUUCGCACGCUAGGGCUCCGAAGACGACAUUUGAAGAUGGAAGCUAUGCGAUGGCCGCAGCUGCUGGUGGUACCCCCCGGAAGCUUCUUCCAGCUGGCUGCAUUUCUCGCUUCCGAAGAGGUGGGCAUCAAGUCUACGAACAUCGGCUCUCUCAUCCGGCAAGCCCCGUGGCUGGUCUUGCAGCCGAUCGACGGCCAGAUGCUGCCAGUGGUGAGGUUUCUGCGGAUAGCGGGGGUGGCGGACGUGGAGAGGGUGCUCAGGGCCUACCCGAAGGUGCUCAGCGCCAGCAUCAGGGGCGAGCUGGCUCCGAGAGUUCGUUUUUUGUGGUCAGACGUGGGCGUGUCUGAGGAAGACCUGCCGCGAGUGCUGCAGACCUUCCCCCUGGUCUUCGCCCUACCGCUGUCGCGCAUGAAAGACGUCAUGGCCUUCCUGUCUGAAGACCUGAGCAUCAGCAGAAACGACAUCGCCAAGAUAAUCAGGGCGUUUCCCUCGUUGCUCGGUCUUGAGAGAGAGAGACACAUGGCCGGGGUUGUCCGUUACCUCAAGCGGCUGGGGGUCCAGAACGUCGGACGUUUCGUCUCGAGGCUACCCCCCGUACUGGGGUACGACGUCGAAACCAACCUCGCCCCAAAGAUGGACUACCUGGUGGAGAAGAUGGGUCUUAGCGUGUACGACGUGCUGACUUUUCCAGCGUACUUCUCGUAUCCUCUCGAUACCGUCAUAGAGCCGAGAACAGAGUUUCUCGCCAUCAGAGGCCGCCCCAUCACGCUUGUGGGCCUUAACAUCGCUCUGCAUCAAGGAGAUGCUGAUUUCGCUCGUAAGGUGGCCAGAGUGCAGCCUCGAGUAUACCAAGACUUCAAGAAGGCCUACAUCAACAAGAGGGCGGCGGUGAAGAAUGGUCUGGUGGAUGCUGAAGAGUUGCUGUCCGGACCGCAGCGCAGGGCGAUCGGCUCGUUGGGGGGCCUGUCGACCAGCAACAACCUCUCGGUGACGGCCAGGGCAACCGGCCUACCACCCAACAAGCAACCACCGCCGCCACCGCAACAAUCUCAGCCACGGCGAUCUCGACAGAACCAACGAGCACAACCACGACGACAGGAGCAACGACGAGGGCAACGCGAGAAGGACUGGAAGUGACUGACGUGACGUUACACGAUCGGCCGGGUACAGUCCAGCGACCAACGAGAGGCACGGCGGCUGGGACCGCAACAACCUUGUCUUUCCCCAUCUGACACCCGUUCUUCCGGAGAGAGUUUUUUUCGGCAUCGCCCCCCCCCCCCCCCCCCCCCCCCCCCCCCCCCCCCCCCCCCCCCCCCCCCCCCCCCCCCCCCCCCCCCCCCCCCCCCCCCCCCCCNCGGCGCAUGCUGUCGACGCGGGCGUUGUUUAGGAAGAUCUGGUCUUAGGAAUCUGAUUUGACGAAUCGGUUGAGUUGGGCUUGGGACGUCUUUGCUUCGCUUUCGCAGUGAACGGUCGCGCCUGUGGUUAUGGAAGUGCCUGCUUGGCGUGGAGACUCGAGAAAAUGACGUCGCAGACCGAUGCGGUGCGUGGAGAUAGAGAAGAAGGGCCGGCCGGGCUACGAGCGCGGUUUUGCUGCGUGUUUCGGGCGUUUGGGAACAGAGAAAACGUCCUGUGUGCAUAUUGAUUUUCGGGUAUACCUGCGUGGUAAAGGGGUGGGGACGUUUGGUGCAAAUUGCGGUGACGGCUGUGAUGAUAAACCUGCGGCGUGGGGCGUGAUGACUGAACGAUUUCCUGUGGUUCAUUUCUGUUUGUAGUUUGCGUACGGGUGUGUCCAGCAUAAGUAUGUUUCGGAUUGUUUUGUGACGUCCGCAAGGGUACCGAUAAUGGUCUUGCUGCGGAGCGCCGGCCGCGUGCUUGCGUGCGUGUUCUUGGUGUGUUGCUAUAGUAGAUGGCGAGGGAAGGCACUUGCGAAUUUUUGUGACAGCCGGCAUACUGUACGGCGGUAUUCCUCUCGGUACGGGUUGACGGUGUGUUGAGCGUGCGUCAAUGUCCGCUUUCACUCGUAACAUAUUGAAAUAUUUUUCUAUCGUUGUUCCUGAUUCCACGACGAGUGGUCCCGACACCAGAAGCUCACAUUCGUUUUGUUCUUCGCGCUCGUGCGGGUGGCCUUGGGAAGCGGGCUUGUAGGACACCCCUACAGCAAGCUUCGAGGUCUGCGUCGUUUCAUUGCGACAUGGAUUGCACAUGCACACUCGGAAACGGUUUGGCGACUCUCACGGCGAUAUGAAUAAUAAGGCUAGGAUAUCCAGCCUUGUCGCCGAGAAGGCACUCGAUGUUGCCUCGCCUAGCGGCAGAAUAUUGUAGUCUGCUGAAAGCUCAUUUGCCGUUGAAACCGCCCAAGUGUCAGUCGAGGUGGCCGCCCUUCGCCGUGCCUUGCUUGAAUCUGCACUUGGCUUGCAAUUUGUUCACGAAGAUACCGCGAGGCGAGGCGAGAAAAUUCCUCCGCCCUCGU
Molecule: messenger RNA, 4801 nt
Organism: Ectocarpus sp. CCAP 1310/34
Lineage: Eukaryota; Phaeophyceae; Ectocarpales; Ectocarpaceae
Source: the annotation of a GenBank genome assembly